GAACUUCUGAUUCGAGUCCACAGUCCACACCACACCCGCACCAUCUUCUCUUUCGGAGAGAAAACAAAAUAUCCUCCCGCACCAGUGAGUAGGGCGAGAUGAGCAGCCCCCGCCGCCGCCACUGCCGCCGCUCGCCGGCGGCGUCCCCGCUGGAGGACGACGACCUGCUCUCCGAGAUCCUGCUCCGCCUCCCCCCGCAGCCCUCCGCCCUCCCGCGCGCAUCGGCCGUCUGCAGGCGCUGGCGCGGCCUCGUCUCCGACCCCCGAUUCCGGCGCCGCUUCCGCCUCCGCCACCGCCGCAACCCUCCUCUCCUCGGCUUCUUCAACCGAUUCGAUCGCCUCUCCUUCCAGCCCACUCUGGAUGCCCCCGACCGUGUCCCUCUCGGGCCCUUCCCCUUUCAGCGCGAUGACGGCGACUACUUCGUCUCCCUCGGAUGCCGCCAUGGCCUCCUACUCGUUUUCCUUCCGGGGAUUCUCGAGGUCCUUGUGUGGGACCCCGUCGCCGGCGACCGGCACCGGGUGGCCAUUCCCCCGGUGGUCGCGGAACGUGCGGCGGAGAUUGGGGUCGGCGGGGCGGUGUAUCGCCCUCCGGGAGACGUCCAACAUUUCCAGGUGGUCUUGGCGGUGACAGACGGCCACGGCGCACAACCUAGACGAGCGCUCGCCUGCGUUUACUCGUCAAAGACCGGCGUAUGGGGAAGUCUCAUCUCGACACCGCUCCCAUACCAGGCUCAUGGAUCUCAGUUUUCCGCCAUCGUUUGUGCCGAGGACGCUGCGCUGGCUGGAGAUUCCCUUUACUGGCCGCUUGCCGGGAAAUUGAAUGGAAUUCUCGAGUUUGAUCUGGAGAAGCAGAGGCUAGCUGUGAUACGGGUGCCGGUGCAUAUGUGGGGCGAGCGGGAGCGGAAUGGCUUCAAGCUUGUGCGGGCAGAGGGUGGUGUGCUAGGUUUCCUCUUCAUAUCACACUCAGACUGCUGUGCCCCACAGUUAUGGAAGAGGAUAACUGGUUGUGAUGGUGUUGCUUCAUGGGUGCUUGCAAGAACUAUUCAACUGGACAAGCUACUUUCCCUGAAACCAGAGGAGAAAGGGGGCAUAGAGAUGGUAGGGUUUGCUCAAGACAAUAAUGUGUUGUUGUUGCGAACGGUUAUCGGCCUCUUCAUGAUCCAUCUUGAGUCACUGAAGUUCAAGAGGCUUUCCAACACUACGACCGUUUCUCGCUAUUUUCCAUUCGAAAGUGUCUACACUGCAGUAACAGGCAUUGGUGGUAGACAUGAUGCAUCUGAUGUUAUGCACAAUAAAUAAGGCGAUUGUCUGGUUAAAUACUCUGUUCUGAUGUACUGGCUGAGCAGGUUACAUUCUGGUGACUGAAAUGAAGGAAUGGGUUGUUCGCUGUAGUGUCUACUAUUUUGUAUGUUCGACGCGCAUAUUGGCUCUCUAUGUAGCAUGCACCGGUCAGCUGUGAAAUCCAUUUGUAGGAAUCAAUUGCUUAAUUUGACAAUUUCUAUGCUCUUCAUGAAGGGAACAUUGACUUGCUUUGUUUAAUUAGUACUCUGUACUUCACUUGUCAUUCCUUUAGUUUGCUGCUUUUCAAGCAAGCUCACCUA
Aegilops tauschii subsp. strangulata is the source of this 1600-nucleotide messenger RNA. RefSeq lists its product as uncharacterized. NCBI's taxonomy places the organism in Eukaryota, Viridiplantae, Streptophyta, Magnoliopsida, Poales, Poaceae. Gene Ontology annotation, molecular function: protein binding. The record is from RefSeq and is a predicted model, not a curated record.